UGAACUCGGGCGUGAUGCUGGUGCGGCCCUCGCGCCUCUCCUCCAGCGGCACCCCCAUGCUGGCCGGCGUCUCCGAGUACGAGCUGCCCGAGGACCCGCGCUGGGAGCUGCCCCGGGACAGGCUGAUCCUGGGCAAGCCUCUGGGAGAAGGGUGCUUCGGCCAGGUGGUGCUGGCAGAAGCCAUCGGCCUUGACAAGGACAAGCCCAACCGUGUGACCAAGGUGGCCGUGAAGAUGCUCAAGUCCGACGCCACAGAGAAGGAUUUGUCUGACCUCAUCUCUGAGAUGGAGAUGAUGAAGAUGAUUGGCAAGCACAAGAACAUCAUCAACCUGCUGGGAGCCUGCACGCAGGACGGACCCCUCUAUGUGAUCGUGGAAUACGCCAGCAAGGGCAACCUGCGGGAGUACCUGCAGGCACGGCGGCCCCCGGGCAUGGAGUACUGCUACAACCCCAGCCGCGUCCCCGAGGAGCAGCUCUCCUUCAAGGACCUGGUCUCCUGUGCCUACCAGGUGGCACGGGGCAUGGAGUACCUGGCCUCCAAGAAGUGCAUCCACAGGGACCUGGCAGCCAGGAACGUGCUGGUGACAGAGGACAACGUGAUGAAGAUCGCUGACUUCGGGCUGGCCCGCGACAUCCACCACAUCGAUUACUACAAGAAGACGACGAACGGUCGCCUGCCAGUGAAGUGGAUGGCCCCCGAGGCUCUCUUUGACCGAAUCUACACCCACCAGAGUGACGUGUGGUCCUUUGGGGUGCUGCUGUGGGAGAUCUUCACGCUGGGUGGGUCACCAUACCCUGGUGUGCCCGUUGAAGAGCUCUUCAAGCUGCUGAAGGAAGGUCACAGGAUGGACAAGCCCAGCAACUGCACCAACGAGCUGUACAUGAUGAUGAGGGAUUGCUGGCACGCCGUCCCUUCCCAGAGACCCACCUUCAAGCAGCUGGUGGAAGACCUGGACAGGAUCGUGGCCAUGACCUCCAACCAGGAGUACCUGGACCUCUCCAUGCCGCUGGAUCAGUAUUCUCCCGGCUUCCCCGACACCCGCAGCUCCACCUGCUCCUCGGGGGAGGACUCUGUGUUUUCCCACGACCCGCUCCCGGACGAGCCGUGCCUUCCUAAGCUGCCCCCCCAGCACAGCAACGGUGGCCUGAAGCGACACUGAGGCUGGCACUGCUGGGGGUGCCAGGCUGUGCCGCGCUGUGCCGUGCCCGUGGACACUGCCUGCACAGCCUGCUCAUGCCGGGCUGCUGCAGAAGGGGUUCAGAGACAUCUGUGGCAUCUCACGUAACCAAAAGCACCCACGUCCUGCCAGCUUCUCCUGCCUCCUCGUGCCAGCUCUCCACAGCCCACGGGUUCGGCUCCAGGGUUUUUAUGGCAUUUCCUCCUUCUGUUUUUAAACCUCUUUUCCAUGAAUUCCGUGCUUGGGUAUUCCCACUUGGCUGAGCUGAAAUCCUCUCCCGUGGGCAGUGUGUGGCCAAAGAGCCGGCCAGGCCUUCUGGGGUGGCACAUCCUGGUGGGGCACGGGCUGGGCUGGGCUGGGCUGGGCUGA
Messenger RNA from Cyanistes caeruleus (blue tit), 1547 nucleotides. NCBI's taxonomy places the organism in Eukaryota, Metazoa, Chordata, Aves, Passeriformes, Paridae. The record is from RefSeq and is a predicted model, not a curated record.